Molecule: messenger RNA, 897 nt
Organism: Trypanosoma rangeli
Lineage: Eukaryota; Euglenozoa; Kinetoplastea; Trypanosomatida; Trypanosomatidae
Product: kinesin-like protein
Exons: 1
Biological process (GO): microtubule-based movement
Molecular function (GO): plus-end-directed microtubule motor activity; microtubule binding; ATP binding
Source: RefSeq, a predicted model, not a curated record
AUGUCGGCCUUCACCACGAACGCAGGCACUACGUCAAAAGAUUCCAUUAAAGUUGCAGUGCGGGUCCGACCAUUGAACGCUCGUGAGACAGCGGCCAGAUUGCCUUCGUCUGUCAAGGCCAACAGCGAUCGUGCAACAGUGACGGUUAUCAGUGUUCGGCAACGGAACAACACCUGCCCGGAAAAGAAGACGUUCCAGUUUGACAAUGUGUUUUGGUCGCUGAACUGCCCCGAUGAGUGCGGCAGCAAGCCGGUGGGGCAGGCCGAGGUGUACGACGCGAUUGGUCGGCCGCUGGUGGCGCAUGCGUUCAACGGGUUCAACUCGUGCCUGUUUGCAUACGGGCAGACCGGAAGCGGCAAGACAUACACGAUGAUGGGGGGCGACCCGAACGCGCUGGGUGGCGCAGACGCCGGCGUGACGCCGCGGCUGUGCCUGGAGCUGUUUCAGAUGCGUGAGCGCGUCGAGGCGGAGGGCCACUCGAAGUGGGCGGUGGAGGUGGGGUACAUCGAGGUGUACAACGAGCGCGUGUCGGACCUGCUGGCGAGGCGGAAGAAGGGCGCGAAGGAGGAGGAGUUUGUGGAGGUGCGGGAGCACCCGACGCGUGGCGUGUUCGUCGAGGGUCAGGAGCUGCGUGAGGUGUCGAGGCUGGAGGACGUUGUGGCGCUCAUCGAGGCUGGCAACAGCGUGCGGCAUACCGCCGCGACGAAGAUGAACGACCGCAGCAGUCGCAGCCACGCGAUUCUCACGCUGAUACUGCGCGAGGAGCGGUCGAUGCAGACGGCGACGGGGCAGAUCAUCACGACGGCUGGCAAGAACAGCCGGAUGAACCUUGUGGACCUUGCGGGGUCUGAGCGUGUUGCGCAGUCGGAGGUGGUUGGACAGCAGUUCAGCGAGGCG